ACAGCGGCCUAUAUAGGGUUCUCUUCCCCUUCUUUCUUUUCCUCUUUUCCUCUGCUUCUUGGCGUCCGGGAAAAAUCUCCGAUCGGCGAAGGGAAAGAUAAGGAGAAGCAGAGAAGCCGGAGAUGGUUGAGACUAGGCGGAGCUCCGCCGCCGCGGCGGUGACUACGAAACGCGCUUCCCCAUCUCAUUCUGCCUCUCCCCGAGAGGCCAAACGUUCAAAGGCCGAGACGGGGGCGGCGUUGCCGAGGGAGGAUGAACCGAAGCAGGUGCCCGCCGAUCCGAGCGCUGCCGCCGAUCCACCAAAGGAGCCCGCUGAUCAAGUGCCGGUAGCUGAGUUGCUGCAAAACGGAGAGCAGACUGUUGUCGGUUUGUCUGCAUCAGAAAAGACAACGCCGGUAGAAACGGAGGAGUCGGUGAAAACUCUUUUUCUAUCAGAUCUGCGCAUGAAGCAGUCAGGGAAAGGGCGGGUGAAGGCCCCUGCUUGGGGCAAACUUCUUUCCCAAUCUUCUCAGAAUCCUCACCUUCCUAUACGAGGCUCUCCUUUCACUGUUGGCUAUAGUAAAAAAUGUGAUUUACAAUUGAAAGAUCCAUCUGUCAGCACUACUUUGUGUAGACUGAGUCAAACUAAGUGUGCUGGUGUACCGGUUGCCUUGCUUGAAACCUUAGGUGCCAAAGGCGUUGUCCGAGUAAAUGGAAAGACCAUUGAGAAAAAUUCAUGUGUUGUCCUCGCUGGAGGGGAUGAGGUUGUUUUUAGUUCAUCUGGGAGACAUGCUUACAUUUUUCAACAUCUUCCUACUGAAAAAACAAGCACCCCAGCUUUGCCUUCUACGCACAGUACUUCAGAGGCACGUAGCAGUCCUGCAAAAGGAAUCCACUUUGAGGCCAGAUCUGGAGACCAUUCAGCUGCCACUGGUGCAUCAAUACUGGCAUCUCUAUCAGCUUAUAAAAAAGAUCGGAUGGUUCUUCCUCCAUUGGCACAUAAUGGAUCUUCAUCCGACUUGGAGCUGCGUGGAGGUGCCUACAAAAUGUUUGAGGAUCAAAGGGAACUUCUCAAGGAUCUUGGUUCUCUGGCAACAUUACCUUCCACUAGUUGUCAAGCCUUUAAGGAUAGUUUGAUGCAAGGGAUUAUUGAUGCCAACAAUAUCCAAGUCUCCUUUGAUAAUUUUCCUUACUAUCUGAGUGAGAAUACAAAGAAUGUGCUUCUAUCAUGUGCAUUUGUUCACCUGGAGUGCAAGGAAUUCUUGAAAUAUGCGACAGAUAUUUCAUCUUUGAGCCAGCGUGUGCUGUUAUCUGGUCCAGCAGGAUCUGAAAUAUAUCAGGAAACUUUAAUAAGGGCACUUGCCAAACACUUUGGUGCCAGAUUGCUUAUAAUAGACUCUCUCCUCUUACCGGGUGGUCCAUCUUCUAAGGAUUCAGAAUCCGUUAAAGAAGGUACAAAGGCAGAUAAACCAGGCAUAUUUGCUAAGCAGCGAGCUGCACUAGUUAAAUCUUUCCAACUUAAGAGACCAACUUCUAGUGUGGAGGCUGAUAUUGUGGGGACAUCUACAUUUAAUUCCCAGUCUUUGCCAAAGCAAGAGUGCUCAACAGCCUCGUCAAAGGCCUACCCCUUUAAAGAAGGUGAUAGGGUAAAAUAUAUUGGUCCUCUGCAAUCAGGAGGACUUCCCCUUCAAGGUCAGAGUGGUCCAAGUUAUGGUUAUCUGGGAAAAGUACUCCUUGCUGCUGAAGAAAAUGGAUCCUCUAAAAUUGGUGUUAGAUUUGAUAAGCAAAUUCCUGAAGGAACCGAUCUUGGGGGCCUGUGUGAAGAAGAUCAUGGUUUCUUUUGUGCUGCGGAUUGUCUUCGCCUGGAUUUUCCCAGAUGUGAAGAUACUGAAAGACUAGCCAUCAAUGAAAUACUCGAGGCUGUAUCUGAAGAAAGUCAACGUGGCCCUUUAAUAAUAUUUUUGAAAGAUAUAGAGAAAUCUGUAGCUGGAAGCACAGAUUAUCAAACUAUGAAGAGUAAGCUUGACCUUAUGCCAGCAGGUGUUCUUGUAAUUGCCUCCCAUGCCCAGGUGGACAACCGAAAAGAAAAGUCACAUCCUGGUGGUCUGCUCUUCACAAAAUUUGGAUGCAACCAAACUGCACUGCUUGACAUUGCUUUCUCGGAUACCUUUGGUAGGCUGCAUGAGAGAAGUAAAGACACUCUGAAGUCAAUGAAGCAACUAACUAGACUUUUUCCAAAUAAGGUUACUAUACAGCUUCCUCAGGAUGAAGCUCAACUUUCAGAGUGGAAAAAACAAUUGGAUCAUGAUGUCGAAACUAUUAAAGCCAAAUCCAACAUUCUGAAUAUUCGCACUUUUCUAGACCGCAUUGGAUUGGAGUGCAGUGAUCUUGAAACAGUGUGUGUAAAAGAUCAAACACUUACAAAUGAAAGUGUGGAUAAGAUAGUUGGUUUUGCUCUGAGCCAUCACCUUAAGAAUAAUACAACAGUAGCAUCUGCAAAGGAUACUAAGCCUGUACUCUCCAGUGAAAGCAUUAAACAUGGACUUAAUAUGCUACAAAGCAUCCAAAGCGAUGCGAAGAGUACAAAGAAAUCACUAAAGGAUGUUGCCACUGAGAAUGAAUUUGAGAAGCGACUUCUAGCUGAUGUUAUUCCACCUAAUGACAUUGGCGUUACCUUCGAUGACAUAGGAGCUUUAGAAAAUGUGAAAGACACGCUGAAGGAAUUGGUGAUGCUUCCAUUGCAAAGACCAGAAUUGUUUUGUAAAGGACAAUUGACAAAGCCUUGUAAAGGAAUACUGCUCUUCGGUCCUCCUGGUACGGGGAAAACGAUGCUUGCUAAAGCUGUUGCAACAGAGGCAGGUGCAAACUUCAUCAAUAUAUCAAUGUCAAGCAUCACUUCAAAGUGGUUUGGUGAAGGCGAAAAAUAUGUCAAAGCAGUCUUUUCUUUAGCAAGUAAAAUUGCUCCAAGUGUUGUUUUUGUGGAUGAGGUUGACAGUAUGUUGGGGAGGCGUGAAAAUCCUGGAGAACAUGAAGCCAUGCGCAAGAUGAAAAAUGAAUUUAUGGUGAACUGGGAUGGGUUGCGCACGAAGGAUAAAGAACGUGUGUUGGUGCUUGCUGCAACUAAUAGGCCUUUUGACCUGGACGAGGCUGUUAUAAGGAGACUUCCUCGGAGAUUAAUGGUGAACUUGCCUGAUGCAUCAAACAGAGAGAAGAUUCUUAGAGUAAUAUUGGCCAAAGAAGAUUUGGCCCCUGAUGUUGAUUUGGAAGCACUAGCUAACAUGACUGAUGGAUAUUCAGGAAGCGACCUAAAGAAUCUUUGUGUUGCUGCUGCACAUCGCCCCAUCAGAGAAAUAUUAGAGAAGGAAAAGAAGGAGAGAAGUGUGGCAUUAGCAGAGGACAAGCCUUUACCUCCUUUGCGGGGUUGUGAGGACAUUCGUGCUCUGAACAUGGAUGACUUGAAAUAUGCGCAUGAGCAGGUGUGUGCAAGCGUAUCAUCUGAAUCAACAAAUAUGAGUGAGCUACUGCAAUGGAACGAGCUUUAUGGAGAAGGUGGAUCCAGGAAGAAAAAGGCACUCAGCUACUUCAUGUAGUGGAAUUAUCUAUUUGUACAGCUCCCUAUCUUCCAUUUUUUUCCCUUUUCCUUUUUUUUCUUUUCAUUUUAAGCGCUUCUGCAGAAGUCAGGAAGAUUGGGGAUCAGUAUAGGCAGUGCUCUUCUUCAAAUUAUUAAUGUAGCAUAUGCGUGACUCGUUUAUAAAUUUUUAAUUAUAUCAAAAUUAACUUAUGUUAGAUAAUUGUUGCAA
Phoenix dactylifera (date palm) is the source of this 3779-nucleotide messenger RNA. RefSeq lists its product as uncharacterized. The record is from RefSeq and is a predicted model, not a curated record. Lineage: Eukaryota; Viridiplantae; Streptophyta; Magnoliopsida; Arecales; Arecaceae. Gene Ontology annotation, molecular function: ATP hydrolysis activity; ATP binding; protein binding. Gene Ontology annotation, cellular component: mitochondrial outer membrane.